UCUGUGUUUUUUGAUUCUUGAUUUCCUAUUUCCUUAAAAAAUUAAAAUUUUGAGCUUAAUGCUUAAUUUAGAAAAAGGGUAAAAGGGUGUCUAUAUUUUGUUCAUUUUCAUUGAUGGUCAAAAUCCACUAAUUUUCAUUUCUUGAUUUGGGGGUAAAAAAAAAAAGAUUGAAUCUUUCCUUUAAAAAAUCAACAAUUUGGGCCAUCAAUUGAGAAAAGGAGCAAAAGGGGCAUCUAUAUUUUGUUCAUUUUCAUACAUGGUUUGAUUCAAAGUUAGUGAAUUUCCAUUUCCUGAUUUGUGAGGUGAAAAAAGAUUGAAAUUUUCCUGGAUUUCAGGCCAUAAUUUGAUAAAAAGAGGCAAAAGGGUGUCUGAAUUUUGUUCAUUUUCAUUAAUAGUUUGAUCAAAACUUGACAAAUUCUUGAUUUGUGGGGUAAAAAAAAAGAUUGAACUUUGUUUAAAAAUGGGUAAUAUGGGAAGUAGUGGUGUUAACGGGCGUCGCCGUAGCAGUAGCCGUAGAAGCCACCCACCACCACCACCACCACCACAACAACCACAACCUGAGAUAAAUGCUAACCGUUACGUUUUCGCAGCGGCGACACCUUAUCCACCUCAUCAAUACCCUAAUCCUAAUGCACCACCACCACCACCGGGGUAUUAUCAAUACCCCGGUGGUUAUUACCCACCACACCCACCAGCUAUGCCGGUGCCAUUACCAGCUCCUUAUGAUCAUCAUCACAGGAUGGACCCAGGUCAUGCUAAUUGGGUUAACGGGCGGUACUCGUAUGGACCAAUGAUGCCAGCACCGUAUGUGGAGCAUCAAAAAGCUGUUACAAUAAGAAAUGAUGUUAAUUUGAAAAAGGAGACUUUAAGGAUUGAGCCUGAUGAAGCUAAUCCUGGCAAAUAUCUUGUUGCUUUCACUUUUGAUGCCACAGUUCCUGGAAGCAUGACUGUUAUUUUCUUCGCAAAAGAAGGUGAAGAUUGUUGCUUGACUUCUAUGAAGGAAAGCUUGCUCCCACCAGUAACUUUCGAGUUUCAAAAAGGUUUAGCUCAGAAGUUUAGGCAACCAUCCGGAACCGGCAUUGAUCUUUCAAUGUUUGAAGAGGCAGAAUUGCCCAAAGAUGGUGAGGCAGAUGUGUAUCCACUUGCGGUCAAGGCAGAGGCGUCAUUAGUAGAUAGCCAAAGUGGAUCGGAGGACGGGAGUGCUGCGUCAGUAGUGUCCACUAAUUCACAGAUUACUCAAGCGGUUUUCGAGAAGGACAAAGGUGAGUACCAUGUUAGGGUGGUGAAACAGAUCCUCUUUGUCAAUGGCAUGAGGUAUGAGUUGCAAGAGAUUUUUGGGAUUGGUAAUUCAGUUGAAGGCGACUUUGAUGGAAAUGAUCCUGGGAAAGAAUGUGUCAUAUGCCUCUCUGAACCUCGGGAUACUACUGUACUUCCAUGUCGGCACAUGUGCAUGUGUAGCGGAUGCGCAAAGGUUUUGAGGUUCCAGACGAAUCGCUGUCCUAUUUGUCGACAGCCAGUUGAGCGCCUUUUGGAGAUCAAGGUCAGUGAAGGUGCAGCCGAAGAGUAAAAAUAGGAAAGAGUUGCCAGAAUCACUCUUGUAUAAAUAUCUUUACUUUCUUACUUCUUAACCUUUUGGUUUUGUCCAUUGCUCCCAGAUUAGAAUAAUCCAACAGCAGCAAGUCUCUUAAUCCUACAAUUGGAUCAAGACUUGCUGUUGAGUUGAGCCAUUUUUUUUUUUUACAUUUUUGUUUUUAUUUGCGAGUGCUUUCGAAUUCCCCUGCAUGUUCUUAAAGAGUUGUUAGCUAUACCUAGUAAA
Lycium ferocissimum is the source of this 1816-nucleotide messenger RNA. Its product is annotated as probable E3 ubiquitin-protein ligase LOG2. The coding region runs from base 461 to 1567 and encodes 368 amino acids. The record is from RefSeq and is a predicted model, not a curated record. Lineage: Eukaryota; Viridiplantae; Streptophyta; Magnoliopsida; Solanales; Solanaceae. Gene Ontology annotation, biological process: protein ubiquitination. The transcript has 5 exons. Gene Ontology annotation, molecular function: ubiquitin protein ligase activity.